This is a messenger RNA of Sinocyclocheilus rhinocerous, 1720 nucleotides long. RefSeq names its product leiomodin-2-like. Lineage: Eukaryota; Metazoa; Chordata; Actinopteri; Cypriniformes; Cyprinidae. Gene Ontology annotation, biological process: muscle contraction; actin filament organization; myofibril assembly. Bases 248 to 1657 code for a protein of 469 amino acids. Gene Ontology annotation, cellular component: myofibril; cytoskeleton; striated muscle thin filament. Gene Ontology annotation, molecular function: tropomyosin binding. The transcript is spliced from 2 exons. The record is from RefSeq and is a predicted model, not a curated record.
GUGAGUUCACAUGCUGAUUGACUCCUGCCUCCCAAAAAAGCAACGGCAUCAUGGGCUGGGGCUUUGUAUCAGGUCUCUCUGAUCCUGCUCUUAAGACUCUUUCCAGCUGCCCACCACAGCACACGAGCACUCACUCUCGCUUACACCACUCGAAAGAUCCCAGACACCAGAUCCCAGAAAGAUCUGAUGCACCAAUACUGUGACAAAUCCAAGACUUUUAAGACUCUGAGAAGACGACCGAGAGGCCAUGAGUACAUUCGGCUACAGGCAGGAACUGAGUAAGUAUGAGGAUUUGGAUGAAGAUGAGCUGUUGGCCUCGCUGACUGCUGAGGAGCUCCAGGAGCUGGAGAAGGAGUUGGCUGAUAUUGACCCAGACGACAACCUUCCCAUUGGACUGCGACAGAGAGAUCAGACAGCUAAGACUCCCACUGGAACAUUCAGCAGGGAUGCUCUUAUGAAAUACUGGGAAAACGAGACUCGAAAACUGUUGGAGGAGGAGAGGAUCGGAUCCACAAGCCCUAGACAGAAAGAUGAAGACAGCAGGGAAGAGGAGGAAUGCAUGACUGAGAGCGACAAUGAAGAAUCUGGGGAUGAAAAAGACGAGGCUGAAAAACAUGAGAAAGACAUACAAAAAUAUCGGGAAGCUGAACAAGACCAAGAAGAGGAAAGUGAACCAGAGGAGCCGAUAACAGAAGAAGAGGAUGUGGAAGAAGAUGAGGAAGAAGAGGAGGAGGAAGAAGAAAAUGAAGAAGAGAACAGUCCUAAAAUAGCACCGACAUUGGAUUGUACCACUCACCCACAGCAGUGUUGGUCUUCCAAUGGUCAGUCCAAUCAGAGACAGGCAGAGCCUGUAAUACGAUACUCUCCACUGAUGAGUGAACCAAAAGUCCAAGUUCAGGAGCCCAGUCGCAUGUCAGGAAACCCUACUGUGGUGGACGAGGUUCUGGAAAAGAUCCUCACCAAUGACCCAGAUACCACCGAGGUCAACCUCAACAACAUUGAUAAUAUCUCCCAAGACACACUUAUCCAAUUUGCAGAAGCCUUACGUUCGAACCCACACGUACGUUUUUUUAGCCUUGCCAACACACAUGCAGAUGAGCAGGUGGCUUUUGCCAUUGCCAAGGUGCUGAGAGAAAACAGCAACAUCACAAAUCUUAACAUCGAGUCCAACUUCAUUACAGGGAAGGGUAUCCUGGCACUGGUGCAAGCCCUCACCCGAAACAGUACUCUUACGGAAAUGCGAUUUCACAAUCAGAGGCACAUUUGUGGAGGUCAAGUGGAAAUGGAGAUUGUAAAGUUACUGAGGGAGAAUACCACGCUGAUAAAGUUGGGUUACCAGUUCGACCUUCCUGGCCCUCGUAUAAGCAUGACGACCAUUCUUACCCGCAACCAAGACCUCCAGAGACAGAAGAGAAUGCAGGAGCUGCGCCACCAGCAAGGAGGUGCAGCGAUGCCAACAAAUCCAAGAACAGUCGCCCUUCAGAAGAGCACGACCACCUCUUCUCCUUACAGCUCCCCUCGGAGUUCACCAUGGUCAUCUCCAAAGUUACCACACAUUGAUAUGGCAAAGAAGAAUGCUCCCCCUGCUCCUCCACCACCACCACCACCUCCUCCUCCACCACCACCACCCCCAACAUCCAAAGCCGUGUUAUUUUGACACUGAAUUGACAUUUGACAUUUGAUGAGAUAAGAUUUUUUUAAUGCUUUUUCAUUAAAUAAU